This is a messenger RNA of Pomacea canaliculata, 3094 nucleotides long. RefSeq lists its product as uncharacterized. Lineage: Eukaryota; Metazoa; Mollusca; Gastropoda; Architaenioglossa; Ampullariidae. Bases 313 to 1332 code for a protein of 339 amino acids. The record is from RefSeq and is a predicted model, not a curated record. The transcript has 10 exons.
GUCUCAAAGUGAUUGUCUUCCCCUUGUUGUUGCCUCGUAGUCUGUCCUGUGACAUCCUACAGUUACUGUUGUUUUCCUUUCUUGCUGUUUGCAACAGGAAAUGACUGAGAGAUCAUCGUUUAAUUUUUGCUGUAUCUAUAUUUUAUCUUGGAUGCCAGCUUGCGAAGUGUAGAGGUAAUGUGUUUGCUUUUAGAGGAAAUUCAAGCUUUGACGAGGGACGGUCCUUUUAUUCGAGAUCGUUCAACUCUCGCGCGGAGACAGUAAACUUUUGUCUCAUCUUUUUGCUCUGCAUCGUAGAUAAUAUUAGCAGCGAUGGAUAAAGCAGCAAGAGCUGUAAGACGGAGCAGUGUCAAACUGAUGUCCCUUGGAGCAGGACAUGCUGAUCUUAAUGUCCUUAUUUCAGAGGUCAAGGAUAUGAGAACAACUGCCAAGGCAUUUAUGAAUGCACAAAGUUCUGCUUCACAAGAUCUUUUAAAAUGGGCAACCAAUGAAGAAAACCGAGCACUCCAGGAUGUGGCCAAUCAACUUGCUGAGCUUAAUUUAGUGUGGACAGAAGUCCAAAGAGAGUUCUGUGAACAUAUAAAGGAAUACAGACAUAUGUAUGAAAUGAUUUUAGAAGGGGAGAAGCACUUGGCACAGUGCAGGCAUAACUUUGCUACCUGUGAACAGAGGGAAAUAAAGAUCAGAAAGGAACUAAAGAAAGCAUUCAAGAAAGCUACAGAAGCAGAGCUGCAGAUUUUGGAAAAUCGUCUAGCACAGGCAGAAAGAGCCAAAGACUUAGCACAGAUGGAAGUCUCUGACCGCAUCCGAGAAAAUGAGGCCGUAAAACUGAUUCGCUUAAAAGAGGGUCUGUUGAAAGUAUCAGAAGCAUAUGCAGCAUUUGCCAAGAAAUGUUCCAUCAUCUUUGAAGCUCAGAGGCAAAUUGUGCAUCUUCUGCCUGAUGUCCACACUCAAGAUCUGGAAGACAUCAAAUACACAGGCUCUGGUGCAACAAAGCAUUAUGUACAAUUAGCCAAAGAGAAGGUUCGUCAGUUUCGUCACCACAAAUAUGAGACCCAUGCCUUUGCACACCAUUACUUGGAGCCCCCACCGCCAUACACAGCUGACACAAUUCUUACAUCCAGUGCCAGCUCCACAUGUAACACAGUUGAUGCCAGAGGUCAAGACAUGUCUUCCCAUCGACAGAGCAAUAACUUGUCCUCCACUUCAAACACAACAUCUGCUGCCAUCAACCCCUUGUCACAGAUAGAAGGCUCAAUCGUAGAUUAUGACCCUGACUGGGACAGCGAUUAUGAGGACCUGACAGGGGCAAUGGGAGGAGCUAGAAUAUGAAUCCUUUUAAUAUGUUGGCAUGGAGUUGAACUAUAAGCUGACACAACCACAGGCAUCAGUUCAUUUUUAUUUAUUUUUUUUUGUUUGUUUGUUUGUCAAGAGAGCUGAAAAUGGUUCUUAAGGAAAUAAAACUCCAGGUAUUUUGUACCUGUUUUGUGGCUGUUGAUUGCUCAGGCAGCACUGGGGGUAUUGCUGGUUGACAAAUCUUAAGUCUCGAAAAAUUAUUUAUUUCAUCUCAGUGUGUGUUUGAAGGGAAAUGAAGAUGAUUUAACAUUUUUUGAUGGUCUGUGACACUUCACUUCAUACUAACUGGAAUGAUUGACAGUCAUCCUCAAUGCCUAUGUCACAUUGCCUAGUGGGUUUCGUUUGGGUGACUGCAUAGUCUUCACUAAACUGUGAAUAUUUAGUAAACAUAUCAUUGUUUACUUAGCGGCCUACUGGAAUAUUUAUAUUAUUUACUACUUUGAUUUAAUUAAUUUGAUGAUUUGACUCUGUUUCCGAUGGGUGUGUGAGUUUGGUCUGUGUGAUAAUGGGUAUGUUGCUGUGUGAUGGUCUUAUACAACUGGUGUGUUCAGCCUUUUAUUAUUCUGGUAGAGUGCAAGCAAACAAAUUACAGUGUUGGCAGGAGUUAAAAGUGUUUUGCUUUAUUGCCAGAUAGUCCUCAAAUAUUUAUUAUUGAAAGCCCAGGAACUGGUUAGCAGCAAGUCAUCUGCAAACAUUUAUAAAACCCAUUUGUAUUGUUAAAAACUGUUAGACAUUUUACACUCAUGCAUUUUCAAUCAUUUUCUUUUCUUUAUCUGAAAAUGGCUGUGGAAUAAACAAUGUUAACUCCACAGUGAAACAUUAGUCAUGGCAACACUGUGAUGACAAUCUGGAAUAAUGUGCGUAAUUUUUCAAAAGCUACCAAUAUAUAAGCUGCCCUCAUUGCUAUAUGAUAAACUCCCUUUGACUUGAGAUAAUAUGGAAAAUUGUGUUUCUUAUACAGAAAGUAUGUUUUAUGAAUACUGUACAUUGCAAGGUCCCGUUUCAUCAUUCCUGAUGAUCAGUCAAAAGUUCUGUCAAUGAAAAAAAGAGCAAGUUGAAUUGUGUGAAUGAUAAAAUCUUGAGAUUAUUUACACAGCUGAAAAUUUCACAACAUCCUUGUUGAAGCCAAAUUAAUAAUCAUGUUCCCCUCCCUUUUAAUUGCUAAAGUCCUUUACUUUCUGUCUUUUUAUUUUAUUGCUAGUAUUUGUCAUGUUUCGCUUUUAAGCUUUGCCUGUUGACUACCAUUGUGAGCCAAUGUUUCAUGGCCAGGAUUGAAAAUUUACAUCAGCAGAGGUAUGGCUAAGUUUUGGGGGGGUUUUUUAUUUUUAAAUCAGAGCUGACAAAGUAGCGAUGACAGUGUGUUGAUGUACGUGUUUGUUUACACAUAAGACUACAGCUCGGGUGCAGACAUAAGACAAGACCAAGAUUUUCUUUAACAAACUGAUUAUAGCAGACAGGAGGGGCUCAUCCACUGAAAGAACUUGAGGGAGUCAUGGUGAGAUUGGCACACAUUACUGUUUAUCAAUUAUUGAAAUGCAGAACUUUGUGUGAAGCUGAUACACAAUCGGGUUGCACAGUUUUCUUUUUGUUAGACUACUGACGCGAUGUAGUAAGAGUUGCUUAUCUAGUUUCAUUACAACUUGCAGAAUUUUUUUUAAACAUUUUAUUUCUUAAAAGGUUGUUGUUACUUUUUUUUAAUUUAGCAUUGAUAUAUAUCAUUAAAGAGUGGAGGGAUGAA